This is a messenger RNA of Ornithorhynchus anatinus (platypus), 1523 nucleotides long. RefSeq names its product kelch domain containing 9 (gene KLHDC9). The record is from RefSeq and is a predicted model, not a curated record. Gene Ontology annotation, molecular function: cyclin binding. The transcript is spliced from 4 exons. Lineage: Eukaryota; Metazoa; Chordata; Mammalia; Monotremata; Ornithorhynchidae. The coding region runs from base 1 to 1416 and encodes 471 amino acids.
AUGGCGGGGGCGGGGGGCCCCGGGUGGGCGUGGCGGCCGGUGGCGCGCGACCCGCUGCUGGCGCGCGCCUUCCACUCGUGCACGGCGCUGCGGGGGCGGCUCUACCUGGUGGGGGGGCUGCUGGAGGGGGGGGCGCGGGCGCCCAGCGGGGACACGGUCACCUUUGACCCGAAGGCAAGGCGCGCGGAGGCCUCUGGGAAGGAGGAGGCCGAAGCCCGUCUGGGAGUAGAGCAUGAGGAGGCCGAAGCCCGGGUGGGAGUAGAGCAUGAGGAGGCCGAAGCCCUUGUGGGAGUAGAGCGGGAGGAUGAGGACGAAGCCCGUGUGGGAACAGAGCAUGAGGAGGACGAAGCCCGUGUGGGAGUAGAGCGGGAGGACGAGGACGAAGCCCGUGUGGGAAUAGAGCAUGAGGAGGACGAAGCCCGUGUGGGAAUAGAGCAUGAGGAGGACGAAGCCCGUGUGGGAGUAGAGCGGGAGGAUGAGGACGAAGCCCGUGUGGGAAUAGAGCAUGAGGAGGACGAGGACGAAGCCCGUGUGGGAGUAGAGCAUGAGGAGGCCGCAGCCCAUGCGGCGGUGGGGAGGUUGCGGGGCGGGCCUCGGCGGAGCCACCACGACGCGGCGGCGGUGGGGGGCCGCUGGCUGUGCGUGGUGGGCGGGUGGGACGGGUCCCGGCGCGUGUCGGGCGUGUGGGUGCUGGACGCGGCGCUCGGGGCCUGGGAGGCCUGGGCCGCGGGACCCCGCAGCCGCCCGCCCGCGGGGCUCAGCGGCCACACGUGCACGCGCCUGGACGACCGCCAGCUGCGCGUGGCCGGCCGCGAGGGCGGGACCCGCACCCAGCGCCGCUACGGCAGCGUCUACACCCUCCGCCUCGACCCGCGCGCCCGCACCUAUAGCUACCGGGAGGAGGACUGUCACACGGCCUCCCGCUCCGGUCACUGCGCCGCGCUGCUACGGACUCCUGGAUCCCGCCCCGGCCACCAGCUUCUGCUCUUCGGAGGCUGCAGUUCGGCCGAGCCCGACCUGGCGGGGCAGUGGGGCCCCGGCGAGAUCCAGGAGGAGCGGACCCGCGCCCCGCGCCUGACGGAGGGGCUGUCCCGGCUGGUGUCCGGGGCGCGGGCGUCUCGGCGGGGCCCCGGGGGGCUGCGCUACCAUUCCUGCUCCGUGGUCGGCCCCUUCGCCGUGCUGUUCGGCGGCGAGAGCCUGACGCGGGCCCGGGACACCGUCUGCAAUGACCUGUACAUCUACGACACCCGACCGUCCCCCCCGAGCUGGUUCCACUUCCCGAGCACGGACAGGGGGCUGAAGCGAGUCGGCCACCGCACCUGCCUCUGGGAUGACCAGCUCUACUUGGUGGGGGGCUUCGGCGAGGAUGGCCGCACCCCCAGCCCCGAGGUCUGUACCUUGGAGCUCUCGGCGUGACGGGGGAGGGGGGAGAGAAAGACACCCCCCUCCCCAUCCCGAGCUCAUCGGGCCCUUCCUCUCCUUCCUCUCUCCCACCGCCUCAUUAAACGUCCCCUGGUCGCCGA